Messenger RNA from Triplophysa dalaica, 879 nucleotides. RefSeq lists its product as uncharacterized. Bases 159 to 635 code for a protein of 158 amino acids. The record is from RefSeq and is a predicted model, not a curated record. Lineage: Eukaryota; Metazoa; Chordata; Actinopteri; Cypriniformes; Nemacheilidae. The transcript is spliced from 3 exons. Gene Ontology annotation, biological process: negative regulation of mitotic cell cycle; negative regulation of cell population proliferation. Gene Ontology annotation, cellular component: nucleus; cytoplasm.
CUGCAGCUGCACGUAGAGCUCGAAUCACCGUCGGAGAAGGAAGUUUGUUGUCGAAAAUAUAUAUUUACUUACUUAUUUACACGACUACGCGGGGUUAAAUCGCCUGUACCAGUUGUGGGAACACGUUGUACUUCCAACCUAAUUCACUGGAACUGCUCAUGAUAAACUUGAAAAUGAAAACUGAAGUCUCCACUGCGGCUAACUUUGUUACUCGUCUGUUGAGAGGAACAAGGCUGCUUUCAGAAGAACAGCUGCAACAAUUCAGAUUCUCUUUGGAAGAGUCUUUGGGUGAUCACUAUCUGCACCACUGGUUCCCAAACGCACCCUGCAGAGGUUCAGGUUACAGGUGCAUCCGGAUCAACCACAAGAUGGAUCCUAUAAUAGGCAGAGCCGCCAACACCAUCGGACUCACAAAGGAACGGCUCUUUUCCCUGCUGCCAAGUGAGCUCACCAUGUGGGUCGACCCGUUUGAAGUGUCCUACCGGAUCGGCGAGGACGGGUCCAUAUGCGUUCUCUACGAGUCCACGCCUCAAUCGGACACAAAUCCAACACCAGUGGAGAGCUGCAAAGAUGGACUGAGAAUCGGUCACCCAAGUCCAUCCAAAUCCUUCGGCAUGAUGACUUGUUCUAGCUGAAAAGUGAUUCUGUGUGGCUACUCGUGAGCAUAGUCAAUAAAACACGGCUCGCGUAUGAUUUAAUUCUUUUUAAGCUUUUUUCCCCAGACAGAUUUUUUUAAAUCAAUGGUGAAAUUUUCAUUUUAAUGACCUCAUUGUGAAAACAGAUGUAUUUUGAUUAAAUGUUUUAAGCUCCCUGUACAGUCAUGUUAAAUAUGUGUUUUUUAAAUUUCUAUUAAAAGUUUUUCUAUGAAUUUCUAAAAGA